UAAGAAACUAGUCAACCUCAAAAACCAAGGGAACUUUGAAACCGCGUAAGGACGCUCGAACUUUUACUCAUGCAUUCGGAUCAUAUUUGUUUAUUUAUUGCGCAUCUGGAGGAGACGCUUGCCCGUUUUGGAUCUAUUUUGAUGUAGGCUUGAUCAAAUGUUUCAUCUUAUUUGAUAUUAUUGACACCAGUGGGUUAUUAGUACAAGUAAACGCGAAGAUGAGAUGUGGGAAAUGACUGUCGAGCGUCUAUGAAGUAUCGUGCAAACUUUUCGCGCCCGAGUUUAAGCUAUCAGCAAUCGCAUCCUGAGCAUUUUUGUUUUCAGAUGGAUCACUAUCAGUGUCCCCUUCACAGAAACUUUUAUAUCUGAUUUGUCACGAGAGUUCCAGCCUUCAGAGUUUGACAGUUUAACAUGGACACAGUGAGAUUUUCCAGGCAUUUUAUGUACUACAUUGCAGUCCUUUGCUUCAUAUGGAGGAGUGCAGCAGAUCAACACAGUUUUACAGACCACCUACACCAAGCCAAUGGAUUAUCCGAGCUGUGUGUUAUCGAUAAGAUGAUAUGUCAGGAUGAAAAUGCUCUGCUGAGUUUCGAGGCCAUUCGCAGCAUCCACAAAGACAUGGACGACGAUGCAGAUGGGAGCGUGGAUGUGACAGAAACGGAUGGGUUUCUAAGGGAGGACCUAAAGUACCAGGAUCCCAAAGGAAAACACAAGAGCUUUCAUAGAGCAGAUUUGCUGGUCACAGUGGAGGACAUGUGGAACUCAUGGAAAGCCUCUGAAGUGUAUAACUGGACAGUAGAAAAAGCUGAGGAAUGGCUCAUCAACGUUGUGGAGUUGCCACAAUAUGUUGAUUCCUUCAGAAAAAAUGGCAUCAUUGGGAGGGCUCUGCCGAGAUUGGCAAUAAAAAACGCCACCCUGCUUUUUGCUGUGCUGAAGAUACCGGACCGCAGUCAUGCUCAGAAGCUGCAGUUGAAAGCUCUGGACUUAGUUAUCUGUGGGCCACCAGUGAACAAGCACAGUCACUUGAAGGACUUAAUGCUGGUGGUGUCCAUUGUGAUUGCAAUCGGGGGCUGUUGGUUUGCCUACAUCCAGAACAAAAACUCUAGGGAGCACAUGAGCAAGAUGAUAAAGGACCUGGAGGGGCUGCAGAGAGCUGAGGAGAGUCUCCUGGACCUCCAGCAAAAACUACAGAUCGAGCAGGAGAAGCAGCAGACGGUAAAGGUGGAAGAGGUCAAACUAAAGCAGAAGUUACAGGAUGAGAUAGACACGGCCAAGCACGAGGCACAGAGACUGCAAGAACUGCGUAAGGGCACAGAGAACGAACUGAGUCAACAGAAAUAUGCAGAGGAAGAGCUGGAACAGGUGCGCAUGGCUCUGAAGAAGGCCGAGAGGGAGCUGGAGUCCAGAAACAGCUGGUCUCCACCCGAAGCUCUUGAAACAUGGUUGCAGCUUACUCAUGAGGUGGAGGUGCAGUACUACAACAUCAAAAAACAAAGUGCUGAAAAACAGCUUAUCUUGGCUAAAGAAGGGGCAGAGAAGAUCAAGAAGAAGAGAGGAACGCUCUUUGGAACGUUUCAGGUGGCUCACAGCUCUUCAUUGGAUGAUGUGGAUCACAAAAUCCUGUCUGCUAAACAAGCUCUGGGUGAGGUGACCGCUGCCCUGAGGGAAAAACUCCAUCGAUGGCAACAAAUCGAGUAUCUGACGGGUUUUAAUAUCACUAAUAAUCCUGGGAUGUCCUCUCUCGCUUCUGCUCUUAAUCUGGACCCUGCGUUCCUGGGCAUCCGGCCUGCCACACCUCAGACCCUACUGUUAUCUGAUGACUUGGAUGAUUUGGAUGAAGACAUGCUUUCCCCAGAAACCCUGCGAUAUGCCGCCUGGCAGAUGGACCGGCGAGUGAGCGACCUUUGGCCUGGGGCAUCCGGAAGCCAAUCCCUUUGGAAACAAUCUGCUCCCAGUCUGAUGUCCCUCAGGCCACGACAUGUAGAGGCGCUGCAGACCCUGAGCUCACAGAGGGAUCUAAACCGUUCAGAAUCGGAUUCCUCCCUCUCUAUGUCCCAGUAUGUGGAAACGCAACCCUCGACUCAAUACAAUAGGUUUUCCAGGUCCAAUGAGGGUUCUUCCACAAACAGCCCUGUACUGCAGAAAAAGACCUUUGGCAUGGAGAAGUGCGUCAGUCUCGGAGAGAUUCACUCUCAGCCAUCUAGCAUCAACUCGGCCGAUUCGACGCGCUCCCUCAUCCAUACCUCUUCUGAGCCGGACGGCUUUCCGGGGUCAGGACGGGCAGGCAACCGUAACCCUCACAUCACGGCCAAGAAGAACCUGAUAGAAGAGGACAACGGUUCCACGGGAGAAGACACAGAAGGUUCUGGCUCCGGCCGCAAGAAGCACACCUUUACAAGAAUCUUUAAGAGACCAAAGAAAUAACAACAGCAAAACGCCAAAAUAUGUAUAUAAAGAUUUUAUUCACAGGACAGAGAGGAGCACAUUGGUACUUUUUGAACCAUGUCACUUGGGAGCAGAUUUUUAUCGCAUUUUUUAUUUCCUAGUUUGUGUUGUCCAAUGGGAACAGUACUAGUCAUGUGUUGGGAACAGGUAUGAUAUCACUGUACAUUUAUUUAUUUAGAUGCUUCAGAGGCAUGAGAUGCUUUGUGCAUUUUUGGUUUAAGCAUUUUACUGUAAUUAACCCUCUAGGGUCCGACCAUUUUGGGACACUGGCAGAGGUUCUGACAUGCUCUUACAUUUCAGUUGCUUUAAACAUACUAAUGGCAAGUGUCUCAUAACACCCUAGAGCAUCUAAUUUACAACCGGCCAGCCCAUGCAAAGGCUUUCAGCACAUUCAAAUGUCAUCCUAUCCUGUGCUGUUGUUUUACAUAGGAUUUGCUUGGACAUCUGUGGUGCUGUUGUUAUGUAUCGCAACUCCGCAUUGUUCUGCCAGGGGAUUGGAUUUGGGUUUAACAUGACUAUCUGUAUUUUUAAAUACACCAUUAAUUGUCAAAUGUAUGUGGUAGAUAAACAUGAAUGCCUUGUGGCGGUACUGAAGUACACAGCAUCUGUGUACAUGUAUUGACUGAUGGUUUUAAGGGCUGAAUAUAUCUUUAUACUUUGUACUGUACCAUAAUUAUGAUCUUUCAAGUUUUGAAAUGUUAUACUAUCACUACCUCCUCACAAAGGAGCACGGAUACGACUGGUACCUUUCCCUAAUAUGAAAGCAUUGGCUAGUGUGUGUGUGUCAUAGACAGGAUGUGUAGCUCUCAUAUUCAUCUGUCAUUUAUGCUCAGCAUGUAACUACAUGCCUACAAGUCCUUUCACAUUCAACGAAUGAGAAAUUUAAAGGGUGGGGUGUUUUACAAAAUAAAGUUGAAUGGUUACAUACA
Messenger RNA from Paramisgurnus dabryanus, 3374 nucleotides. RefSeq names its product stromal interaction molecule 1b (gene stim1b). Gene Ontology annotation, cellular component: plasma membrane; endoplasmic reticulum. Gene Ontology annotation, biological process: store-operated calcium entry; intracellular calcium ion homeostasis; activation of store-operated calcium channel activity. Gene Ontology annotation, molecular function: calcium channel regulator activity; protein binding; calcium ion binding. The record is from RefSeq and is a predicted model, not a curated record. Lineage: Eukaryota; Metazoa; Chordata; Actinopteri; Cypriniformes; Cobitidae.